Scheffersomyces amazonensis is the source of this 1530-nucleotide messenger RNA. RefSeq names its product NuA4 histone acetyltransferase complex catalytic subunit (gene ESA1). Bases 1 to 1530 code for a protein of 509 amino acids. The record is from RefSeq and is a predicted model, not a curated record. Gene Ontology annotation, molecular function: transcription coregulator activity; histone H4K16 acetyltransferase activity. Gene Ontology annotation, cellular component: chromatin; MSL complex. Gene Ontology annotation, biological process: positive regulation of transcription by RNA polymerase II; negative regulation of DNA-templated transcription. NCBI's taxonomy places the organism in Eukaryota, Fungi, Ascomycota, Pichiomycetes, Serinales, Debaryomycetaceae. The transcript has a single exon.
AUGCCAUCGGAAGAAGGGAAGCAGGACUCCUCGGCUUCACCUCUGGCAACAACUCCCAUUAAGAUUACUGAUCAGGAGGAUCAAUCUGAUGAGCCAAAGUUUACAGAGGAAGAAAUAGUUAUUGGAUGUAAAGUUUAUGUUACAAAAGAUAAUGAAUUACGAUUAGCAGAAAUAUUACAACAACAUAUGAAAAAGGGUAAACGAGUUUAUUAUGUUCAUUAUCAAGAAUUUAAUAAACGUUUGGAUGAAUGGAUAAGUACUGAUAGAAUUAAUUAUAAUCGAGCAUUAAUAUUUCCUGAAGUUAAAACAGAUAAGAAAGAUGAUAAGAAAGAUAAUAAACUGAAGAAGAAAUCAUCUAAACAAAAAUCAAAGAAUGAUAAACUGACACCUAUGCUGCAACAAAAAUCUGAAACUGGAACUCCACAACCUGGAGAUAGUGAAAAUGCUGAAACUCCAGGAGGUGAAGAUGAAAUGGAUUUAGAUAAUUUAAAUGUUCAAGGUUUAAAAAGACCAGGUGAAGAAGUAAAUAGAGAAGAUGAAAUUAAAAAAUUAAGAACAAGUGGUUCUAUGAUUCAAAACCAUUCUGAAGUUUCAAAAGUUCGUAAUUUAUCAUGUAUAAUUCUUGGUGAACAUAUAAUAGAACCAUGGUAUUUUUCAUCAUAUCCUAUUGAAUUAACUGAAGAAGAUGAAAUAUAUAUUUGUGACUUUACAUUAUCAUACUUUGGAUCUAAAAAGCAAUUUGAAAGAUUUAGAUCAAAAUGUUCAAUGAAACAUCCUCCAGGUAAUGAAAUUUAUAGAGAUUCAAAAGUAAGCUUUUGGGAAAUUGAUGGUAGGAAACAAAGAACUUGGUGUCGUAAUUUAUGUUUACUUUCUAAAUUAUUUUUAGAUCAUAAAACUUUAUAUUAUGAUGUGGAUCCAUUUUUAUUUUAUGUAAUGACUAUUAAAUCUGAUCAAGGUCAUCAUGUUGUUGGAUAUUUUUCAAAAGAAAAGGAAAGUGGGGAUGGUUAUAAUGUUGCAUGUAUUCUUACUCUACCUUGUUAUCAAAAAAUGGGAUUUGGUAAAUUAUUAAUUCAAUUUUCUUAUAUGUUAUCUAAUGUUGAAAAUAAAGUUGGAUCUCCUGAAAAGCCAUUAUCAGAUUUAGGAUUAUUAUCUUAUAGAGCCUUUUGGACAGAUACUUUAGUAAAACUUUUAGUUGAAAGAAAUAAUCCUACAUUAUAUAGGAAGAAUAAUCCAUUACCUGAUGAAGAUACAAGUCCUCCACCUACAUCUAAUUCAAGUGAAAUUACUAUUGAAGAAAUUUCUGCUUUAACUUGUAUGACAACUACUGAUAUUUUACAUACAUUAACAACUUUACAAAUAUUAAGAUACUAUAAAGGUCAACAUAUUAUAGUAAUUACAGAUCAAAUCAUGGCCAUAUAUGAAAAAUUAGUUAAGAAAGUUAAAGAAAAGAAAAAACAUGAAUUAGAUCCAAGAAAACUUAAGUGGACUCCACCACUGUUUACUGCUAAUCAAUUACGUUUUGGUUGGUAA